Molecule: messenger RNA, 1551 nt
Organism: Paraphaeosphaeria sporulosa
Lineage: Eukaryota; Fungi; Ascomycota; Dothideomycetes; Pleosporales; Didymosphaeriaceae
Exons: 1
Coding region: 369-1439 (356 amino acids)
Source: RefSeq, a predicted model, not a curated record
ACAGCCAAUCGUGCGCGUGCUUUGGGCACAGCCACGAAAUGUGGCGCAUCCGCUAAGGAGGAGAUGCUGGACGCAUGAGCGCGCUGUCCGUCUCACACGCAGCGCGCAGCGUCAACAACGCUAAAUUUAGGCGCCAGGCAAACGUCGCGCAUCCCAUUUGGGCUAAUCAUAAGGUGGAUCUGAUGGAGUAAAAGAGCGGUAUGUGCGGCGGUACACACGUGCUGCCAUCAUUACCACCUAAGCCGCACUGCAUACCGGCCUCUGGUGACUACGCGGAGCAUAUCUAUCGAGCAGGAUCAGAAGAAUCUUUUGAAAUUCAAGUGCCGGUAGUCUUCCACGUAUCUUUACCUCUCGCCUGCAUUCCUUAGAUGGCUACCCACUUCUCGUUCCUAGACUUCCCAGCGCCAGUCCGCGAAAGAAUAUACGCACACCUACUUGCACCUCAUCCCGACGAAAACGAAACCACCAUAAACUACACGCUCAAAUGGAAUUGGCUGGAAAAUCCGAGCAACACCACAUUCGGCGGUGUUCCACAGAUCGACCUGUGCCGCUGUCCGCGCGAAAAGCCUCGGACCACGAACAUCAAAACGAAAGACCACAUGUACACGCGGUACAAAUGCCACGGACCUGAGGUGAAGUUUGCAAGCGGAUGGGAAGAUCUAUGGGUACCCUCACAGGCGUAUGCGAAUAGCGGGCAGAUCAACUUCCUUCGACCGGCGACACAGGAGGAGCUGAGCAGGCGGCCGAGUGGCAAUAUCUUGAGUACAAACAAGACAAUAUAUGAAGAAGCACUCCCUGUCUUGUACCGUGGACGCAACUUUCUCUUCGUCACUGGGCCUUGUCCGAGAGGGAGAUAUCAAGCAUACGCAACACAGAGGUUCUUCGCCGGACUCUCUCUGUUUGCGCGGGUACACAUCACGGGAUUCUCGCUGAAUAUCCUGCCUCACGAGGAAGACUGCCAGACUGAAGAUAUUACGAAAGCAUAUCGUGAUCUUGCGGAGUGGGUUCAGCAUAACUUGCCUUUGUUCCAGGUGCUCGGGCUCAAUUUGUGGCAUCCGCGCUUGACAAGUAUGGCGAAAGUCUUUGAGUGUCUACUGCAGAGAAAUGGUGUGAAGAUUGAGCUAGACCGAGGGCAAAACGAUGGGUGGGUGGAAGAGGUCGAGGAUGUGGAAGGCUUCAGGGCUUAUUUGUCGGCAGGAAGCCGCCAACUGGAUCAUGUUGAUGAGGCGCCACCCCAGGGAGAAGCAUCCAUGGAUGUUAUCCCAGGGGAAGAACGAAGGUUGAAUGUUUCGCGGCCACCACGGCGCAGCACAGGCAAAGUCUCGGACUGGGAAAGCUUUGACAAUAAUACGAAUGAGGACGAGGAAUGGUCAGAUACUUUGCUUUCACCUGCAAGCUCGAGGGAGGGCGGGGUGGUAGAUGGUUGGGAAGUUCUCUGAUCAUGCAAGGUAAGCGCAGCUCUGCGCUUCCAGUGAAGCGCUUGAGUGCGCUCGGUGCACCAAUUCACCUCAGCUACCCUUCUCCGCUUUCAGUUAUACAUUUCAAUUCUUG